This is a messenger RNA of Zeugodacus cucurbitae (melon fly), 1253 nucleotides long. RefSeq lists its product as uncharacterized. NCBI's taxonomy places the organism in Eukaryota, Metazoa, Arthropoda, Insecta, Diptera, Tephritidae. The coding region runs from base 139 to 1020 and encodes 293 amino acids. The record is from RefSeq and is a predicted model, not a curated record. The transcript has 2 exons.
UUCUUAAUUCACAUGUUAGUCCAGUCUUGAGAUUUUUCCACAGCAACUCGCCACCGUUUAUAAAACGUUGAUUGCUGUCGCGCACGGACAUUAAGUGUGUAGAAUUCGUUCUUAGCGGCGCGUUUUGCCAUCACCGAAAUGAGAGUGUUCGUGUGCUUGUUGGCACUGUGUGCCUUAACGGCAUCAACCAAUGCAGGAUUUCUUGGAUUAUUAGGAGGACUUAAAGGAGGCCUCGGCGGAGGCGGCGGUGGCGGUAGCUACGGAGGUGGCGGCUAUGGCGGCGGCGGUCAUGGCGGUGGUGGCUACAGCGGAGGUGGCGGCUAUGGCGGCGGUGGUCAUGGCGGUGGUGGCUACAGCGGAGGCGGUGGCUAUAGCGGUGGCGGCGGUGCCAAUGUACAAGUCAUUAAAGUUAUUGCUUCCGGAGGUAGCGGUGGCGGCGGCUACAGCGGCGGCGGUGGCUACAGCGGAGGUGGUGGCUACAGCGGAGGAGGCGGCUAUGGCGGCGUUGGUCACGGCGGCGGCGGCUACAGUGGUGGCGGAGGCUACAGCGGUGGCGGCGGUUACAGCGGUGGUGGCGGCUACAGCGGCGGCGGCGGCUACGGCGGUGGUGGCCAUUCCGGUGGCGGAGUCCAAGUCAUUAAAGUAAUUGCAGCCGGCGGUCAUGGCGGCGGUGGCGGCUACAGUGGUGGCGGCUAUGGCGGCGGUGGCCAUGGCGGUGGUGGCUACAGCGGUGGUGGUGGAUACGGACAUGGCGGCGGCGGUUACGGCGGUGGUGGUGGCGGUCACGGAGGUGGCGGCUACGGCGGCGGUGGUUCCGGCGGUCACGUUCAAGUCUACAAAGUUAUAUCACUAGGUAGUGCUAGUGCCGGCGGCGGCGGUGGCGGCUAUGGAGGCGGCGGCUACGGAGGUGGCGGUGGCGGCUAUGGCGGAGGCGGCGGCGGCGGUUGGUCUGGUGCCAGUAGUAGCGCCAGCAGCAGUGCCAGCAGCGGCGGCUGGGGUGGUUGGGAUAGAAAGAAGUAAGCUACCGCACAACAACAACUAACAUUUAAGUUUCCUGCAAGCGAUUUUUAGAACCGCAAUUAUUUGAUGCACUGCCAUUAAUUAAGUACUUCGAAGGUCCAAGUCGAAGCGCUGAGAAUAUUUAAUGUACAAUAUUUUUUUUUGUUGAAAAAAGAGUGAUAACGAGAUAUACAUAGUAUAGAGUGUGAAAGAAGAGAGAAAAACAAUACAUAAAAAAAAAAGAAUAAUUAAAA